This is a messenger RNA of Effrenium voratum, 1791 nucleotides long. NCBI's taxonomy places the organism in Eukaryota, Dinophyceae, Suessiales, Symbiodiniaceae. The record is from the annotation of a GenBank genome assembly.
GUUUUUUCGGGGGCGCUCACUUUGAGCCGUCGUGUCGAUAGCGCCAUGGCAUGCCCAAGCUGCGGCUGGAGCGAGCUGGGGAUGCCGUCCUGCAAGGACUUGAUGUACCGGGCCCUGGACAGGCACGAGACGGAGAUGUCGGAGCUGGCGGCGCGCUGUGAGGCCCUGCGCUUGGAGAACGAACGGCGGGCGGACGCGCCGCAGGCGCCGCGCUUCGCGCCCAGCGAGCGGGACCCGAUCGAGGAGGGAGACACCAGCGAGGAGGCACCGGUGGACCCAAAGGAGAGCGAGGCCCCGCCACCUUUCCUUAGCUCCUUGCAACACAUAUGGAGCAGUCAAGAGAAGCCACAGCUCCGCAAGCAACCGAGCAGCGGCUUGGGCCUGAAGCGGGUGCUGCAGGAGGGCGUCCCCAGGAUCUCCUUGCUCUCCGGGGCGAGUGGGCUGAAUGCCGCCAGCAAUCAGAAGCUUGUGGCCUGCAUUAUGGACUGGAGCAGCUGGUGGUACUCCUUGGAGGAGCCGCCGCGCAGCGGCUGGGCCUUCCGCCUGGAGCAGAGCCGUUGCUUUCAGCACGCCUCCAUGGGGGUCAUCUUGGCCAACGCCAUCUGGAUCACCUGGCUGACGGACUGGAGCCUUCAGCACCCGCACGCAGGCGUGCCGGAUGAAUACCAGUAUGUAGACUAUGCCUUCAUGGCCUUCUUCUUGGUAGAGGUGGUCUUGCGCAUGGUGGUCCACAGGGCAUACUUCUUUGCCAACGACAACGCUGGGUGGAACGUCAUGGACCUGGUCCUCGUCAUUUUCAGCAUGUGCGAGCAGAUCAUCAGCUGGUCCGCUGGUCGCGACGGCAACGGCACGGUCCUGUACCUGCGGGUGCUGCGGCUCUGCAAGUUCGCCCGGGUCUUGCGGAGUCUCAAGGUGAUCACGGCCUUCCGCGAGCUGGCGAUGAUGAUGGAGAGCUUCCGGUCCUGCUUGGCGGCCAUGUUCUGGAGCCUGGUGCUGCUCAUCUUCCUGGUCUUCGUGUGCGCGCUGCUCUUUGCGCAGGGGGUGUCGGACGGCCUGGCAGCCGCAGAAGUCAACUCGGAGAUGGAGACCGUGGUGAAGGAUCACUUUGGUUCGGUCUCGCUGUCCAUGCUGUCCUUGUACAUGGCGGUGACCGGAGGCAACGACUGGUCGCUGUACUACUGGGUGCUGCAGGAGCUUGGCAGCGUCUACCACUUCCUGUUCAUCGGGUACACAUUUUUCUUCGCCUUUGCCAUCUUCAACAUACUUACGGGGAUCUUCGUCGAGCGCGCCGUCGCAGCAUCCCUGCCCGACCGGGAGCAACAGAUUCUGCAGGAGCGCCGCAAACUCCUGGAGCAGGCAAAUGACUUGCGGUACCUCUUCUCCUGCAUGGACCUCGAUGCGUCGGGGCAGAUCUCCUUGGAGGAGUUCCUGCGGUGCAUGAAGGAUCCCAAGAUCGUGGCGUACAUGUCCAGCAUCAAUGUGAGCGUGCACGACGUCCAGUACCUCUUCAAGAUCGUGGCGAACCAGAACGACGAGGUGGACAUUGACCGCUUCGUGGAUGGGUGCAUGUCCAUCAAGGGCAACGCCUCGGCUUUGGACAUGCAGAAGCAGCUCUACUACAUCCAGGAGCUGUUUCAGACACUGAGAGACUGGGAAACUACCUACUGGCCCAGCCUCAUGCAUCGAAUGGAUGCGCACAAGCAGACCCUGUGAGCGAAGCAGCUCACAAGGUCUUGCGCCUUUGUAGGACGUUUUAGAUGGUGGCCCCUCCGCCCCCGCCCUUUCCCUGCA